Molecule: messenger RNA, 1630 nt
Organism: Striga asiatica
Lineage: Eukaryota; Viridiplantae; Streptophyta; Magnoliopsida; Lamiales; Orobanchaceae
Source: the annotation of a GenBank genome assembly
CUUAAGUUUAAUUAUUAGUUUUAAAAGUUAUGAUUAUACAACGACCAAGCAUUGGGCACUUCCUAUUUAACUCGGCCUCCAAAUCACAUGAACUCCAAGAAUACUAUAAGAGACCCAAAAAAAUAAAAAAGGAAAAGCUUUCAUAUUAAUAGCCAUGGAACAAAAAAAACAAGAAGCUCACUUUGUCCUCCUCCCAUUCAUGGCCCAAGGCCACAUGAUUCCCAUGGUAGACACCGCUCGAUUGCUCGCCAAACGCAAUUUAACCGUCACGAUCUUAAUAUCUCCUUAUAACCUCAAUAGAAUCAAACCCAUAAUCGAUCGGGCAAUCGCCUCCGGCUCCAACAUCCGCAUCUCCCACCUCAGAUUCCCGACUGUCGAAGUUGGCCUUCCAGAAGACUGCGAAAGCCUCGACAUGGUUCGCUCUUCUGAAGACCAUUCCAGGUUUCACAAAGCCAUCGACUUGCUACAAAGUCAAGUCGAACAAGCCCUCCGAACCCUAGACCCUCCCCCGACCUGCAUAAUCUCCGACCUUUUCUACCCAUGGUCGACACCCUUGGCCACUCGGCUCGGGAUCCCACGAUUCGUGUUUCACGUGCUUGGCUGUUUUACCCUGUUGUGCAUGAACAUGUUGGCCGUCUCUCAGGGUUUCAAGGACAUUGACGUGCCCGACACCGAGUACUUCGCGCUGCCCGGAUUGCCCGAUCGAGUCGAGAUCACCAAGGCCCAGAUCAAGGGCACGGCGGGUCAGGUCCCGAGCUGGUGGACCGAGCUCGUCGACAGGAUCGAGGAUGCCUACUCGGAGGCCUCCGGGAUCGUGGUCAACACGUUUGAGGAGCUCGAGCCCGCUUACGUGAGGCGGUACGCAGAAACCCUAGGCAUGGAGGUGUGGUGCGUGGGGCCCGUCUCCCUAUGCAACGAGGACGAGCUCGACAAGGCACAGAGAGGAAAUAAUGAGGCCUCGAUCGAUGGGGGGGAGUGCUUGAAGUGGCUCGAUGCUCAGGAUCCCGCCUCGGUUGUCUACGUCUGCCUCGGGAGCCUGUCGAGCCUGACCGCCUCGCAGCUCGUGGAGCUCGGGUUGGGCUUGGAGGCGUCGGGCCGACCUUUUGUGUGGGUCGUGAGGAGGAGCACGUCAAACGAGGAGCUCGAGCUCGUGUCUUGGCUCGGGAGGUUCGAGGAGAGGGUGCGGGGUAAGGGUCUCGUGAUCCACGGGUGGGCCCCGCAAGUGAUGAUACUCUCCCACCCAAGCGUUGGGGGGUUCGUGACGCACUGCGGGUGGAAUUCGACGCUUGAGGGGACGACGUCGGGGGUGCCGAUGAUGACGUGGCCGGUCUUCGCGGACCAGUUCUGCAACGAGAAGUUCAUCGUGAAUGUGGUGGGGACGGGGGUUCGGGCAGGGGUCGAGGUGCCUGUCAUGUUCGUGGGAGAAAAGGACAAAGGAGGAGUUCAGGUGAAGUCGGAAGUCGUUAAGGCGGCUAUCGAGGAGUUGAUGGAUGGGGGAGAGAAAGGGAGAGAGAGGAGAGAGAGAGCACGAGAGCUCGGGAAAAAAGCGAGACGAGCGAUGGAGAAAGGAGGCUCGUCUUACAUUAACAUGACGCGCCUUAUACGACUCGUCGAGGGCCAACUAGGAUAA